Molecule: messenger RNA, 2103 nt
Organism: Paramecium sonneborni
Lineage: Eukaryota; Ciliophora; Oligohymenophorea; Peniculida; Parameciidae
Source: the annotation of a GenBank genome assembly
AUGAAUAAAAUACCAAUCAAUUAACCCACUAAAGAUGACUCAAUCAAAUAUCUCUAAAUCAUUAGAGAGAAAGAAGAAUCUAUUUAAGCACUUCAUACUAUUAAUGAUUAAUUACGUUAAGAUAUACUUCAACUUUAAACACAAAUUGCAGAAUCUAAUAAUACUAAAAAUUCCAAAUACUAAAAAAUAGAAGAAUCAAAUCAACAAUUAAAAUUUAUGUUAGCAGAUACACAAAAUCUUGUAUUGCAAUAUCAAAAUGAUAUUGAUAUUUAUCAUUAAAUUGUAGAAUAAAUUAUCAAAUAUACUCAACUCUAUAGAUUCAAUUAAAAAACAACAAUCCCAGAAAUUAUAAACUUUUUAAGUCAAGAAAUCUUUUCUCAAGAAAUUAUCAAUCUUUGGAAUGAAUUAAAACCUAUUCUCUAGUUAUUUAUCAAUUAAAUUUAAGGAAAUGUCUCCUCUCCUUAAUUAAAACAAUUGUUUACAAAAUACUAUAAAAAUUAUGAAAAUCAAUACCAUCCACUUUCUACUAUGACAAUAUUAGAAGAAAUUAUCCAUAUGUUAAAUUAGAAAGUAUCUCAAUAAAUUGAAACAUAAGUUAUGAAUUAUUCUAAUCAAUUUACACAUUAAAUAAAUAAGAUCAAUCUUUUUCAAACCUCAAUCCUUCUUAUUAAUUUUGAAGAAGAUUAAAUCAAAAAAAAAAUGAAAGCAUAAUAAAAGGAAAUUAGUCAAUUAAAAGAAGAAUUAGAAUCUUAGUCUAAAAUUAAUAAAAAUUUAGAAGAAUAAAUUUAAAAUUUAACCAUGAAAAGUUCAGAAAGAAAACCUUUUGUAGAAUUGCUAAGUAUUAAAGAUGCAAGUUCUGAUUCAGAAGAAGAUGAUGCUGAAAUUUAAAAAUUAAAUAUUGAAUUAGAAUAAAAAGAUACACUUAUAUAAAAAUUGAAAUAAACUAUUUCAAAUUAAGAAGUAAUGUUAGAAAGAAUUAAAAUUGAAAAUUAAUAUUGGGAUUUAAUUAUUAAUUGUGAUGAAGAUAGUCUAUUCCCUUUAAUUAAUUAAGGUUGGACACUAAAUUUCAAACAAGAUUAUGGCCUAUCCAAUUAUCAAAUUUUUUAUUCUUUUCUUGGUUUUGAUAGUUCAUAUUUAUAAUUCAUAUUGGAGAACUUAUUUAUUAAUGAUUUUCAUUUCUAAAAAUUAUCAGAUCAAACAUAUUUAUAAUUAGCAAAUAAUUAACUUGUUUAUCUAAAAUCAAUAUUUUAUAAUGAAUAUAAUACUCUUGUGUAAACAAAGGUAUUAAGACCAUUAUUAAAUAAUUUUUAUGAAACAAAUGAAGUGUUAGAAGGACAAUAAAUGUUAAAUGAAUUUUGGAUUUAAUUUUCACUAUUUAAUGGAAUAUUGAUCUUAUGUUUAAAAAAUUGUAAUCAAUAAAAUCUAACUUUGUUGUAGUUAGCAAUAAAUAUUUAAAAUUAAAUAGAGAAAACGUCAGCCUUAAUUGUAAUAUUUGAAGAAGAAUAUACUGAAUAGGAUUUUGUCAUGUAAAUAAUUUAAGAAAACGAAUUUAUGGAACCUGAUGAUGAAAUUGAUGAUUAAAUUUAAAAAAUUCGUUAUGCUAUGACAAGUGGAGAAAAUUUUGAUUUUACUAGUGUAAAUAAGAUAAUUUCAAAAUAAAAGGUAGACUAUAUAUAAUAAUUGAAUCAUUUUAUUAAAAAUAAUUUAGAGAUCUAUUUUAAAAAGUCAGAAUAAUCUAAGUUAGAAUUCAAUUAGUCAUUGUUGUCAGAAAAUGUAUAUGAAAUAAAAUUGGUACAAAGUUAGGAAUCAGAUUAAAUUAAACUAUAGAGUUAUAGUUAAAUAUAAGUAAUACAAAAUGAUGAAAUAAUGGUUCAUAAAAUUUCAGAGAGUUAAUAUGAUAUAUUUUUUUCUGAAAAAUUGUAGGAAGUGAGGUUAAAAAAUUAUUAAUUAAAUAAAAAAGGUUUGAUAAUAAAAUUAAAAUGUACUUUUGACAAUGAUAAUAUGACAACUAAGUAGUAUAUAUUAAAAUGCACUUAUAUAAAAGAAGAUUAAGGAGAGAUAUCGCACACAAUCUUUGAUAAUAAACUGAUUUUGUAAUUAUGA